Messenger RNA from Ylistrum balloti, 1563 nucleotides. RefSeq lists its product as uncharacterized. Gene Ontology annotation, biological process: regulation of apoptotic process. The record is from RefSeq and is a predicted model, not a curated record. The transcript is spliced from 6 exons. Lineage: Eukaryota; Metazoa; Mollusca; Bivalvia; Pectinida; Pectinidae. Gene Ontology annotation, molecular function: protein binding. Bases 1 to 1563 code for a protein of 520 amino acids.
AUGGACACAACGACUGGAGACAGCCAUGCAUCACUCGUAACACCCGAUUGGACGUUCAAUGUGAUGCUAGACCGAAUUGCAGAAGCCCUCACAGAUAAUGACCUAGAAAGAAUGAAGUCUUAUUGCAAAGGCGGAUAUCUUGGACGAAAAGCAUUAACAGAAGCAAUGACCCCACUUAAGUUCUUUCAGCUACUGAGAGAUAUGGAAGUUUUGAAUUGUAACAAUCUUUUACAUUUGCAAGCGAUGUUAUGGCAUGUAGGGAGAAGAGGUUUGCAUAAAGAUAUAGUUACAUUUGCCAGAAAAUGUCGAAGACAACCGCUGUAUUUCUUCACACCAAAAGGAGAGCCAGUCAAUGGAUAUAAACAUGUGAAGUUCCAUAUUGGGGGUUCCGAGGCCAACAGACGACAAGUAGAUUACCUUAGAGAUUUCGUGGCGGAGUUACUGUGUGUACAAAACGAGGAUGUGAUACUGGUGGGUUUCGAACCUUCAAACAGUAUCGUCAUUACCUUCAUGGUACCAGAAGAGGCUAUAGAAUCGUUAUUUGACCUAGAGCGGGAAGACAAGGGAGUGCUUAAAUCUAUGAAAGUUGACUAUAUAUUCGUCGAUGAAGACGAAAUAUCCUUGAUUGGUGAAAAUAUGCAAAAGCCUACAACAACAGCCCAGAUAGCAGCAAUGUCGAAACUUGUCAAAGAGCGCGAUCAGUAUCGUUCCAAAUUAGAGAAAUCACAGUGUUUACUUCAAAAACGAAACGAAGAGUUGCUUCAGUCACAAAAAAAUGAAAAAAAUAUGCAAGAGAGUAGAGACCAAGCAUUCAUAGCCUUUUUGACCCUCUUGAAUAAACAGCGGCCAUCUACGACGACAGUCGAUUCCCUGGUAUCAAAGAGUUGCAUGGUAUACUUUAGACACAGUCUUCGAACGUUAAGGUCGAAAUUUCCAGAUGAAAUGGAUACUAUUGAAAUACUGCUAGAAGCGAAAGAAUUGCUUGCUUGCAAGGCUGAAAGGGAUGCAUGGAAACAGCAUGCUGAAUCAAUGAGACUUUGGAAUCAACUGGAGACGAAUAGAUUGAAGAUUCAACAUGCAAUGGACAUCACUAAACUCCAGGGCAUACGUUACAAUCAGAAACCCCCAAGACUGCAUAUCAAUGGUAAUGGGAUCCGACAAAGCGGAACAAUCCAACUUGGUGUAACGAUGGUGACACAACAGGUUCAAACAGGAGACAUAUUAAACGAAAUGGCAAUUGUAUCAGCCGCCGAGACUGAAUAUCAUAAUAAAGUAACAAAAGCGUUGGUCGACAUAUCCAAUAUGUUGAAUGCUGCGCAACAAAGAAGCUUGUUACAGCUGUCGGGAAUAAGCGAGUCAGACGCAAAUGUAUAUUUGAAAAACAGUGAACACUUUAUUCACCAUCUUUAUUGUACACAAUCGAAUGGAAAGGCGAUUGAUGAACUGGAGUUUGCUCUGAACACUGUGCGCCAAUUAAACGACACAAAGCUUGACGAAAAGGUUUGCAAAGUAGUGAUGAAUGUUGUGAAAUACCGUGACAGGCAGCACGCUAUGAUACAGUGA